UGCAAAAACAUACACAAGCCUCUCCUUUCCUUGUCCAUAAAACCUACCUUCCGUUUGAGCUCAAGUAGAAGAGAAAUAUGAGUGUAGAAAUCUUGGAUGGUGCGACCAUAGUGAACUUCCUUCAGGAUGAGGAAGCAUUCAGUGUGUCAGUAAGUAACCGUUUUGCUCACCUUGACACAGACAAUGAUGGCCUUCUCUCGUAUGCAGAGAUGUUGAAGGAGCUACAGAGCCUUAGGGUGUUGGAAACCCACUUCGGUAUUGACGUGGAGCCAGACCCAGACGAGCUUGCUCAGAUGUAUGAAUCCUUGUUCGUAAAAUUCGAUCACAACUUGAAUGGCACGAUUGAUCUUGAUGAAUUCAAGAAUGAAACCAGGCAGAUGCUGCUUGCCAUGGCUGAUGGGUUGGGUUUCGUGCCAAGAAGACAGUAUCCUCAAAACAGCUGUUGAAAGGGAGUCCUAUAAACUAGCUGCUUGAGUACUACUUUACUCAAGCUUCCCAUCAACAAAGUUCUACUAGUGUUGUAACAUUUUAAUGUUAUGUUUGUUGCCAUUACUGUUUUCAGUAAACCGUUUUCAAGCUGUUUUGUUUUUUUCUAAAUUACUUACGGCAAGAACUAUAUUGUCUAAAUCUGACCCUUUACAUGUCCAAUAAGGAAAAUUUGCGCCUGAGAAUGGCAAAAUUUAGGACUCUAAAUCCAAAAACCCCAUUAGAACCAUUUACUUUUUUCCAUUUCACACCCUAAACUAAACACACAUCUUUUACCUCUAUUUUAUUUCACACUCUAAUGGAGGAAUUUUAGUUUGUUCUCGAAUUAAUAGUCAAUGGAUUAUCCGUGCUCUAUUCAUCAAA
Molecule: messenger RNA, 849 nt
Organism: Vigna unguiculata (cowpea)
Lineage: Eukaryota; Viridiplantae; Streptophyta; Magnoliopsida; Fabales; Fabaceae
Source: RefSeq, a predicted model, not a curated record